This is a messenger RNA of Clavispora lusitaniae ATCC 42720, 1671 nucleotides long. Its product is annotated as Major Facilitator Superfamily protein. NCBI's taxonomy places the organism in Eukaryota, Fungi, Ascomycota, Pichiomycetes, Serinales, Metschnikowiaceae. Gene Ontology annotation, molecular function: transmembrane transporter activity. Gene Ontology annotation, cellular component: plasma membrane. The record is from RefSeq and is a predicted model, not a curated record. Gene Ontology annotation, biological process: transmembrane transport.
AUGAAUAUGGAUUCCACAGAUCAGCGACAUCUUAGCGAAACCGAUCGGACCCUUAGCGUCGAAAAACUUGAUACACUUCAACGGGCCCUAUCUGUUCAUCCGAUUGGUCUCAAGUCUAUGAUGUCUGAAACAAAGCUUUCUUCCAUGACCAUGAGAAGAACAUGGUCAGUUCAAGAUACGCCCAACGAUAGUGGAACAGAAAGUGAAAAGGAAAAUGAAGAGAACAAAAAGGAAGAAUCGAAUGAUGAGCAAACCUCGAUGCCUGAUAGCGAGGAUGAGGAAAAACCCCAAUCGAUCUUCAGUCGCAAAGAAAAGUAUGUGAUUGUAAUUUUGGGUGGACUUUCAGGUUUUUGGUCAUCUAUCUCUUCACCAAUUUAUGUGCCUGCGCUUUCGGAAAUAGAGUCUUCUUUCCACAUUAAUGAGGCACAGGCUAAUAUCACUAUUGUGGUGUAUUCCAUUUUCCAAGGUCUCGGGCCAAACGUUUUUGCCAACUUGGCUGACUCCUUCGGACGGCGGCCCAUCGUCUUAGCAUGCCUCUGUAUGUACGUUUUGGCUAGUGUCGGACUUGCGUUGAACUCAAAUUUCGGUGGCUUGGUCGUUCUUCGUUGCGUGCAAGCUUUUGGUAUUUCGUCGACAAUUUCGCUUGGAAGUGGCAUUGCAAGUGACAUCACUGUGAGAGCCGAAAGGGCUUCUUUUAUUGGCUUGACUACAGGGUUGGCCCUUUUGGGCCAGGCAUUUGGCGCAUUUAUUGGCGGAAUGAUAUCGUCAGCAUGGGGUUGGAGAGCCAUUUUCUGGUUUUUGGCAUGUGCUUCAGGAGCAACUUUUGUGGUUAUCUUCUUCUUGCUCCCAGAAACUGGACCUGCGAUUGUUGGUCUUCGUGGAAGUAUCUUGCCUCAGAAAUGGAAGUGGAUUUCAGUAGCUCCUAUUAUGCGUACAAGCCUCUUCCGUCUGAGACUACUGGAGGACUCAGAAUCGCAAAAAGCGAUGAUACCUCCAAUACGUAACAAGGGCCCAUUUGCAAUGUUCCGUACAUUGCACAUAUUGACUUACCGCAAGGUGUAUUUAACUUUGCUUCCGGCAUCUCUCUGUUAUGCUCUUUGGCUUAUGAUGCUUACGACUCUUUCGCACGAGCUCACGAAGCAUUAUGGCUAUUCGUUGAAUAAGGUGGCCAUUGCUUACAUUCCGAGCGGUCUCGGAGGUUUGGCUGGGUCCAUUAUUAUUGGACGCAUGUUGGAUUACUCGUACCAAGUUUACUUGCGGCGAAGCCAUAAUUCUGGGGCCCGUUUCUCUGUCAUUCGCUCGCGUUUGAUAGUCUCGGCUCUUCCAUCUGCACUUUGUGUCAUGGCAUCACUUCUUUUUGCCUGGACAUUAGAAUGUCAUGGACCAGUGUACUUGGCUGUUAUUGCUUCGUGCAUUAUUGCAUUUGGUGCAAUGAAUUGGCUUACGAUCUCCAGUACUGUUGUUGUUGACUUCAAUCCAACAGAAGCAUCUGGAUCUUGUGCAUGUGUCAACUUGACUCGUUGUUGGUGUGCCGCGUUGUUUGUGGGCGUUUUAUCUAAGAUGGAGCAAAUGGGUGUCGGAUGGUGUUACACGAUGAUGGCUAUUUUCUGUGGAGUGGCAGCUUUCGGGCCCAUGUACUUGUACAUAGAAGAUGGUAAGAACCUGCUAUAG